ACUAUUUAUAAGUAAAUGAUGAAAACAUCAUUGAACAAACCAAAACAAAUCGAUAAUUUUGUCUGAAGUAAUUCAGUUUUCAAGGCUAUUAAGCGCAGCCUCUAAGCCGGUUCAACCUCAUAAUAACAUAUCGUUCUCAUAAAUGGUCCAACCUGUGAAUUGUAAAUUAAAUCAACUCAGGCCAAUUUGUCAUAUUUUCAAUCAAAUCCAAUGUCUAAGAUAAAUUAUUUUAAAUCUUUGAGCUUUAUGUUAACAAAGGUCUAGAGUUUAAUCUAUGGGUUCACUUGAUUUAACUCAACAAUCUGAAUGCUAUGAGAGCUCAAUUAGAAAGGCUCCUGAUUUCGAGCAAAAGCUUUACAAUCAAUUUCGUCAAUCUAAAUCAAUUCACACUCUAAAUGAUGUUUUAUCAAUGGGACUAACUGUUUCAGGCGAUGGUCCAUGUAUCGGCAAACUAGACGAAUCCAAUAGUGUCUACAAUUGGCUUUCUUACAGUUCAGUUUCAGAAAAGGUGGUCAAAAUCGGUCUCGGUUUGAGACAUUUGGCUACUUUAUCGGGAUCUAAGUUUAAAAUUGGCUUGAUUUCAACCAAACAUUUAGCUGAUUGUUUAAUAAUUGAAUAUGGUUGUUACUAUGGUGGCUUGACUGUUGUGCCUUUAGAUGAAAACAUAAGUCCUAAAGAUUAUGCUCCUUUAUUGAAUCGAAUGAACAUUGGCUGCGUCAUUGUUGAUACACCAGAUCGAGUUCAAGCUUUGACCAGUCAAUCUGAGUGUCUUCCUAAUUUAAAGUUUAUUGUAGUGAUAGAAAACAUUUUGGAAAGUUACCGAAGUAAAGCUAAUGGUUAUGGGUUAACGGUUAAAACACUUGACCAGGUUAUUGAGAUCGGAGAGGAAGAUCCUAUUCAUCCUGAGGAUAAAACAAAACCCAAUGAUGUUGCGCUUAUUAUUCAUCCCAAUAGUCUUACUAAUAAAGCUGAAGGAGUUGUCCUUAGCCAUGGAAGCAUUUUAUCCAACGCUAUUGCCAUUACUAUUAGAUUGGGUAAACAUGCUCCUACUCGAUGUGAUAUCCUUUUUUGUUACAUGCCCAUCACUAAAAUGAACCAAAGAUGUGUUCAGAUAGCUGUUUUGAUGGCUGGUGGUCGAUUAGGUUUCUCUGAAAAUGAAUUUAAACAUGCAUGGAAAGACAUGGAGUGUUUGAAGCCAACUAUUCUCGUUACUUUGCCAUAUUUAAUAAAGAGUCUUCAUGACAAGUUGUUUUUGAAAGUGAAAGGCAAUCUGAUUGCUGAAUGGUUUGUUAAGCGGUCACUAACUACUGUUGGAAGAUGCUCAGGUCGACAACGUUUAUCUGUAUGGCAAGCAUUUGUACUAUCAAAGAUCAGAAAUAAACUUGGUGGUAACCUCCGAUUGAUUAUUGUAACCAAGUCGCAUCUUCCAAGAUAUUUGAUGAACUUCAUAAGGCUAUCAUUAGGAGCAACUGUUUGUUCAAGUUAUGGUUUGAAGGAAACUUCUGGUCCAUGUACAAUGUCUUUCCCUGACGAUGAAUCAACAGAGCACGUUGGACCACCUUUACCCAAUGUAUCAAUCAAAUUGAUCUCAAUCAAAAACUUGCAAGAGCUUCAUUUAUCUGCUGAGAUUUGUGUUCAAGGGGAUAAUUUAUUUUCCGGGUAUUUGAUUGAUGAACAAAAUAAUCAAAAAGUAGAAGAUUGGCAUUCGACUGGUGACAUUGGUUUUUGGCGAGCUAACGGAACUUUGGAAAUAAUUGGUCGCGCCUGUGAUGUAGUAAAACUUAGCGGAGGAAAACUGAUUGCGCCGAGGAAGAUUGAAUCAAUUUAUAGCCAAAGUCAAUUUAUCAAUAAUUUAUAUCUUCAUGGUGAAUUGAAUAGGCCUUUAGUUGGUAUAGUGAACCCAACAAAAUAUUAUUUAACAAUAUGGGCUCGGGAAAAUAACCUAAAAGGCACUUAUUAUGAUAUUUGCAAGGAACAGAAAGCUCAUGAAGAAAUAAUUGCUGAUCUAAGAUCACUCGGAAGAAGACAUGGACUUGAACCUUAUCAGCAGAUAAAGAUAAUUACUCUUGUAUCUGAAAAUUUUAGCCCAAAGAAUGGUCUUUGUAACAGUGUUUUUCUGACCAACCGUCAGGCCUGUGCCACUAAAUUUAAACAAUUGAUCACUGGCAUGCAUAAUAUUGAUCUUAAAUGAUUGUUUGAUAAGAUUUCCAUGUGGAAAAUCGUUAAAGUCUUGUCAUAAUAAAAUAAAGAUCGACAUUGUUAUAUCUCA
Messenger RNA from Tetranychus urticae (two-spotted spider mite), 2269 nucleotides. Its product is annotated as long-chain-fatty-acid--CoA ligase 6. Lineage: Eukaryota; Metazoa; Arthropoda; Arachnida; Trombidiformes; Tetranychidae. Gene Ontology annotation, molecular function: long-chain fatty acid-CoA ligase activity. Gene Ontology annotation, cellular component: endoplasmic reticulum; membrane. The record is from RefSeq and is a predicted model, not a curated record.